AUUUUAUUUAUGGUAGAAGAUUCAAAACCUAAGACAUACAUUUAAAAACUCUAAAAAUAGAAAUAGAAGUAGAAAUAGAAAUAGAAGAUUGAGAGUAAUGAUUCUGAUGAUGAUUUUUUGAACUAAAUGAUACUUAAGAAUAAAGAAAAUCAAAAGCUUCAGCAAAUUUAAGAACAAAAAGAAAUAGAGCAAUUAUUGAUUAAAUAAUCAAAAGGUCCAGCUUAUAAUUUAGAUGAACCAAUAAUUUAUUCUUCAUUUGUAGACAAUUCUCAUCUAAGGAAUUUAAACAAUUGGGAGGAGAAGUAAUUAAAAACAUAAACUUAACCACCUACAAUACCAAUAGCUUAGUAAUUUUUAGAUAAAAAAUACCCAAUAUCUAAUGAGAUUCCAUAUUUAGGUGAAAAUUCAAAAAGAAUUAGUUUAGAUGAAAUGAGGGAGAAAGAUUUAAUUCAUGAAAAGUAAUUAAAUGCUUUAAGAAAAGCAGCAGAAUGUCAUAAAUAAGUAAGACAAUAUACAUAAUAAAAAUUAUUGAAACCAGGAAUGAAGUAAUUAUAAAUAAAUAUUUUAAGAUUAAUAGAUAUAUGUGAAUAAUUAGAAGAGAUGAAUAGAUAUCUAAUUAAUGCAAAUGGAUUGGAAGCAGGAAUAGCAUUUCCAACAGGAUGUUCUUUAAAUUUCUGUGCUGCUCAUUGGACACCAAAUCCAGGAGAUAAUACAAUUUUAGAUUAUAAUGAUGUUUGUAAAUUAGAUUUUGGAACUUAAGUUGAUGGAUGGAUAAUAGAUUCUGCUUUUACAAUAGCAUUCAAUCCUAAAUAUGAUAAACUAUUGGAAGCAGCAAAAGAUGCUACAUACACUGGAAUAAAGAAUGCUGGAAUAGAUGUUAGAUUAGGAGAUGUAGGUGCAGCUAUACAAGAAGUUAUGGAAAGUUAUGAAAUUGAAUUAGAUGGAAAGACUUAUAAAAUUAAAUCUAUAAAAAAUUUAUGUGGACAUUAAAUUUGCUAAUACAAAAUACAUGGAGGUAAAAGUGUACCAAAUGUUAAAAAUAAUGAUAAUACUUUAAUGAAGGAAGGUGAAUUAUAUGCUAUUGAAACCUUUGCAUCAACUGGAAAAGGUGUUGUUUAUGAUGAUUUAGAGUGUUCUCAUUAUAUGAAAGAUUUCUAUUGUAAAUAACCUAUUGUAAAGAAUCCUAAAGCAAAAGCUUUAUUAAAUCAUAUUAAUUAAUAAUAUGAUACAAUUGCCUUCUGUAAAAGGUAUUUAGAAAGAGAUAAGUAAUCUAAUUAUCUUUUAGCUCUUAAAAAUUUGUGCGAUUUUGGAAUCAUCAAUGCGUAUAUCUAUAUAUAUCUAUCUAAAUUUAUUUAGUUUACCACCCCUUUGUGAUAUUAGAGGUUCAUUUGUUGCUCAAUAUGAACAUACCUUAUUUUUGAAGCCUAGUUGCAUCGAAAUUUUAUCGAAAGGUGAUGAUUAUUGAAAAGAUCAGGGAAUUAUUCCAAAUAUACAUAUAAUAUACAUAC
This is a messenger RNA of Paramecium sonneborni, 1508 nucleotides long. Lineage: Eukaryota; Ciliophora; Oligohymenophorea; Peniculida; Parameciidae. The record is from the annotation of a GenBank genome assembly.